AUGGCAAAGUUGGCAAAAGCCUCCGAGCGACUGGUCAGCUGUUCUGCGGCUGACAUUCUGAAACAGGACUUUGAAGCAUUGUUUGCUACAGCUUUGACUGGCAACGACAUCCACAGCUUGUCACAGAUGAAGACUUGGAUGGCUUCAACAUUUGCAGAUCGCGCUCAUAGGGCCCAGGCAGAGGCUAUUGUCGAUCAACAGAUCGCAGAGUUCAUCUCGCGCUUAGAGGUGCAGCUUCAGGACCCGAAUGACCCGACGGCUCCGGUCAGCAGCUUAUCCGAGACGAUUCCGGCAGGGACGAAGCUGACACGCAGAAUUUGCAUGGGUUCCUGUUCCCAACAGCUGCCUUGGGUUUGUAUCCUUCGAAGCAUGGGGAGAAUGGCACAUGAACUACCAAACCAGGAAGGCAACGCCGGACGACGCAGCGGAAUGCAUGAAGAGGUCAAGUCUAACCAAUCCAUGCUUUAUCAGAGGACAUGA
This is a messenger RNA of Symbiodinium sp. CCMP2456, 480 nucleotides long. The record is from the annotation of a GenBank genome assembly. Lineage: Eukaryota; Dinophyceae; Suessiales; Symbiodiniaceae.